AUGGACGACGAAUGUGACUGGGAGUCGCUCGGCGACGUCCCCCUCGCUUUUCUCGAGGCCUAUAGCUAUCCUGCGGCCGUGUUUACAAAACGACCCUCCGUCCCUGGCGCGCCCUACCAAGCUCCGGAACCCAUAUGGUGGAACGAAGCAUGGGCCACGAUCACAGCAGAGCAGCGACUGACCGACUGCGUGAACGAUGGGGCGCUCGCGGCGUUCGCAGAGUGGUUGGAUUCCGAGGGCCCCGGUUCAUUUGAACUGUGUAUUGAAGCAGAUGGGUAUCCGCAGUCACCUCUACAACUGGCACAGACGCCGAUGCCAAAUGCUACCGUCGUCACAUCGAUCACAACUUCGAUGCCGCCACCGAUCGCUUCUCCCAACUUACCAACCACUUCCCUACCCUCGCGCAAGUCUAAGCACGUCCUAGACGACUUUUCAGAAUUCGGUCCGAACCUCACGCAUCGCUCGUCCAAGAAUCCGACACCGACACCGAGCAGAAAGCGGUCGCCUGGGCUGCGUACCCCGAAGCCGCCGAAAUCUUCAGCGACCGCAACCCAGCAGGGACCAAACACAGAGCACGUCAACGGCACCCCAGGCGACGAGACGGAGUCUUCCAGCACUCCCACGAAUCCUAUGGUUGCACGCACUGGCGUGCCCGCCGCCGAACCGCCAGACUCCGAGCCUGCUACGAACGGCAAAGCAGCAAAGUCGCGUACGGAGAAGCGCCACCAGCAGGGCGCCGCCGAGAAGAAGCCCGAGAUUCCGCGUCCCAAGAACCAUGCGCCGGAGGACAACUUCACGCGGCAAGAGCUAGACAUCGCCAUGACCGGUGUCGCCGCCGAGUACCACCGUCUUGUUGACACGACGGAGUGGGAGAAGACCCGGCUCGGACCCUAUUCGGAGUGGUCAUCGGCCCUGAAGUCCAUGAUGGGCAUCUGUUUCGCCUCUGCUACGCAGGAUAGCAUCUGGUUUCGCCCUAUGGACUCUACCGACAUCGACGACAUCCACGUCGUUUAG
Messenger RNA from Trichosporon asahii var. asahii CBS 2479, 1014 nucleotides. RefSeq lists its product as uncharacterized. The record is from RefSeq and is a predicted model, not a curated record. NCBI's taxonomy places the organism in Eukaryota, Fungi, Basidiomycota, Tremellomycetes, Trichosporonales, Trichosporonaceae. The transcript is spliced from 2 exons. Bases 1 to 1014 code for a protein of 337 amino acids.